AUUACUAAUGUGAUAUUUUAUAAGAGCGGCGCAGCAUAUGAUUAUUGAUCUCCCUGUAUAGGGAAUUAAAAAUAAGAUCGCAGCGCCGCGGUGGACAAAUUGUAAAGCUCUGCAAGAUAUGUAAACUUUGCUAAUCUUUGCUGUUUUGUAUAUAUAAAGUGUGUAUGUUUUGAAUUUUUUGAAGUAAUUAUAUACGAGUGGAUCACGAAAUAGCUUAUUUGAAGUAAAUUGAUACAAGCGCAACUUCUGCCGUUCCGCGUAAGUAAUGCAUAAGUUCAAUAAUCUAACCUGACGUAAAAUAUUAACUUUCUAGGUUAUGGAGAACAGAUUCUCGAUAUGUGACUAUCUACUGUAUAUAAAAGGGACAGAUAAUUCUAGAGUGGUGUAUGAAGGGGAACAUGUUCUUAAUGCAGGACACAUCAUACUGUGUGGAGUAACAAACAAGGAGGAAAAUCGUCUAACGUUGUAUGCACUUUGUUUACAAACGAGUGCCUUACAAAGUGCACCACAUAAAAUCGAAGGGACUUUAGUGCAUGAUGACGAAAAGUGGGUUGUAGAAAAGUUUGCAUGUUCUUGUAAAGCUGGGCAAAGUGGUCGAUGCAAGCAUAUUUCAGCAGUUUUGCUACAAUGUUCAAGGACUUCCCUCGAUAAACUUGAAGCAGUUUCGCAAACUGAUAUUAAAUGCACAUGGUCUGCUCAGAAAGGCAAAACACAAGAUAAAUAUAGAGCAAUUCCUGUUAAAGAAAUGCCGUGCAUAAAGCAAAGUGAUGGUAUGAAAUUGGACGAGGCAAUUUUAAUGGGCAUACACGAUAAUUUGGUGUCUAAAUUGCCAAAUUCAGCAUUGGCAUUACACAAGUGAGCAAUUUAAUGUUACAAUGUAUAUUAUGUUAAUGAACUUUGUAGGGCAGGACGACGUUGCACAAACCUUUCCACCUUUGAGAAUGAAGAAGUGUUUACUCCAUAUGAUGAGCAUUUUAAAUCACGCAACGCAAUCAAUUUUAAUGAUGGAAUUGUAUCAUUUUCAUGUAAAUUUCAUAGGUUCUUGUUGUAAAGAAUUGUUCGAUAAACACUUAUUGAAAGAUAUUGACGAAAUAUUGCUUAAAACUAAACAGUCAAAAGAAUUUUGGAAUAUUGAAAGAAAAUUUAGGGUUACAGGUUCACGAAUUUAUGAACUAUAUACGUAUAAAUCAGAUGAUUGGCAAAAAAAAGCAAAUCGUUAUUUUAAUCCAAUAAGUUUCAUGAAUAAAUUUACUAAGCAUGGCAUUGAGCAAAAACCAGUUGCCCGACAGAUUUUUAUGGAUGCUACGGGCUUGAAAGUUGUAGAAUGUGGAUUGGUUGUUUCUCACUUUAAUUCCUGGCUUGGUUAUUCACCUGAUGGAAUAAUUGUUGACCAAGACGGUAAUCCAAAAGAAUUAAUCGAAAUUAAAUGCCCAUUUGCAGGUGCUACAGAGACCAUAGGAAGUGUGGUACCUAAAUUAAAAUACUUGCAACUUGAAGACAAUAUUUAUGAAUUAAAAAAAAAACACAAAUAUUUUGCACAAGUGCAACUUGGGAUGGCGAUGCUAAAUGUAUUUAAUUGCAAAUUUAUUAUUUAUUGUUCUUUUGAUAAAAGCAUGUUAAUUCUAGAUGUACCAUAUAAUUACGAUUUUUCAAAAACUUUAUUGUUUAAUGUUAAAGGAAAGUAUUUUAAAAAAAUGUUACAUGUAAUGUGUAAUACAUAAAUUGUUAUAAAAAUAUUAUUUUAAAAAUUUAUCCUCUGCUAAAAUUGGUGCUGACAAAUUAGUAAUUGCACAAAUAAUUAUUAUAAUGUCAUCAAUGUAGUGUACAAGAUUCCACUGAAGUUUCCCUCCUAGAAUUUUAAAAAUUUUGAGGCGUUGAUUAGUGCGUUCAAUGUGCACUCUGGCAGAUGCUAUUUCUUUAGUGAACAUUGCUUCUCCUUCGUCAAAUUGUGCUUUACCUCGAAGAAAUGGUGGACGAUACAGCUUAAUCUCAUACAUUUUGCAAAUGUCUUCAAUUAAAAAUCCCUUGUCAACCAUAACUGCAGAACCUUUUUCUAAUUUUUUGAUUAAUUCACU
This is a messenger RNA of Photinus pyralis (common eastern firefly), 2075 nucleotides long. RefSeq lists its product as uncharacterized. Gene Ontology annotation, molecular function: zinc ion binding. Bases 876 to 1721 code for a protein of 281 amino acids. The record is from RefSeq and is a predicted model, not a curated record. Lineage: Eukaryota; Metazoa; Arthropoda; Insecta; Coleoptera; Lampyridae. The transcript has 3 exons.